AUGUCGGGGAGAGUUUCGCGGAGAGGAUUCGACAGUUCACUGAUGGGGUCUAUCAAUGCCUUGCCAAACUUUACAGAGUACUUCGGACUACCAGCCUCAGGAAACGCCAGCACGGGUAUUGUGUUCGCCAUUUUCCAAGUCGGACAAAUGUGUGGAGCUCUAUUCAUCUGGAUGACAGAUUGGUACGGACGCACAUGGCACAUUUUCUUCGGCUGUCUAGGCGUCUGCAUCGGCACCAUCAUCACCUCGCUUGCUACCAGCCUUCCUAUGCUGAUCGGUGGACGGUUCAUGCUCUCCUUCUUCGCUACCUGCGCACAUACUGCUGCUCCUCUUUACCUCGUGGAGAUAGCCCCGGCUGCCUAUCGAGGGACAAUCGCAGGCAUGUACAACACAUUCUAUAACGUGGGUGCGAUACUUGCCAAUUCCGCAGUCUAUGCAUGUCAUCUCUACCUUGGCCAUCGAGGAGACCUUGACUGGAGGAUCCCCCUCUGGCUACAAAUGGUAUGCCCAGGCCUCGUCUGCUGCCUGAUCAAGUUCUACCCUGAGUCUCCACGAUGGCUUGUGGCACAAGAUCGUCACGAAGAGGCAAAAAAUAUCAUCGCAACGUAUCAUGCCAAUGGUGACCUUGAUCACCCUCUCGUAGACCUCCAGAUGGCGGAGAUGAUCGGUGCGAUUGACGCGGACCAUGAGGCGUCAUGGAAGGACUUGUUUGACCUCAGGGUGCUGUUCGAGUCUCGUGCAAGCCGAUACAGGAUCAUGUUGAACAUUGUCUUUUCCUGGUUUGGUCAGUUCAGUGGUAACAACAUCAUAUCAUACUACCUGCCCAUCAUGCUCAACGGCAUUGGCAUCACAGACACUAACACGAAGCUGAUCCUCAACAUUGCCUACUCGAUUGUCGGGUGGGUGUUCUCGGCAGCGGGAGCCCGCCUGCACGACAUUGUCGGUCGUCGAAAGAUGCUCAUGGGGACCGCGGCCGGAAUGACCGUCUCUCUGGCCAUUGUCGCCGGGUGCGCAGCUGCAUACGAGGAUCACGGCAUUCAGAAUGCCUCCACCGUCACAAUCGUCUUCAUCUUCCUCUUCGGCGCCACUUUCGCCGUCGGCUUCACCCCGAUGCAACCCAUCUACCCAGCCGAAGUCGUCAGCAACAAAAUGCGCGCGAAGGCCAUGGGUACCUUCAAGCUCACAGCGGGAGCUGCCGGUUUCCUCAACACCUUUGUCGGGCCCAUUGCGCUCUCCAGUAUUGGGUACUGGUUCUACGUAUUCUUUGCGUUCUGGGAUAGUUUUGAAGUCGGGUUCAUGUACUUCUUCUUCGUGGAGACCAAGGGGUCUACGCUGGAGGAGCUGGAUGAGAUCUUUGAAGCGGAGAACCCGCGCAAGGCCAGCGUUGAAGCUGCGAACGCACGCAGGAGGAUGAUUCGGGAGCAAAGAGAUUCGGCUGCUUAG
Messenger RNA from Verticillium nonalfalfae, 1443 nucleotides. RefSeq lists its product as uncharacterized. Gene Ontology annotation, biological process: transmembrane transport; carbohydrate transport. Lineage: Eukaryota; Fungi; Ascomycota; Sordariomycetes; Glomerellales; Plectosphaerellaceae. The coding region runs from base 1 to 1443 and encodes 480 amino acids. Gene Ontology annotation, cellular component: membrane. Gene Ontology annotation, molecular function: carbohydrate:proton symporter activity. The transcript is spliced from 7 exons. The record is from RefSeq and is a predicted model, not a curated record.